UUUUUUUUUUUUUUGAGAAAGGGACUCACUCUGUCGCCCAGAGUGGAGUGCAGUGGUACAAUCAGCCGUCCAGGCUCAAGUGAUCCUCUCUCCUCAGCCUCUCGAGUAGCUGGCAUGCACCAUUAUAUCUGGCUAAUUUUUUUUUUUUUUUUUUUUUUUUUGUAGAAAUGCGUCUCAUGUUGCCCAGCUUGGUCUAGAACUCCUGAGCUCAAGCAAUCCUCUAUCCUCGGCCUCUGGCGUAACUGGGACUACAGGCAUGCACCACCAUGCCGGGCUAAUUUUUUGUAUUUAUUUUGGAGAGAUGGGGUCUUGCAUUGCCCAGGCUGAUCUCAAACUCACGAGCUUAAGCAAUCCUCCCUCCUCGGCCUCCCAAAGUGCUGGGAUUACAGGGAUGAGCCACCGCACCUGGCCAAUGUAUCAGUUUUAAAAACAAUAGGCAUGGAACCAAAAGUAUGCUGGAAGUUCCUGGGAAAGAGGUUUCCUUGCUCUUAGGUGGUUUUUGUUUGUUUGUUUGUUUGUUUGUUUGAGGUGGUGUCUUGCUCUGUCGUCCAGGUGGGAGUGCAGUGGCGCGAUCUCAUCUCACUGCAACCUCUGCCUCCCAGGUUCAAGCGAUUCUUGUGCCUCAGCCUCCCAAGUAGCUGGGAUUACAGGCGCCUGCUACCACGCCCGGCUAAUUUUUGUACUUUUUUUUUUAGUAGAGACGGGGUUUCACCAGGCUGGCCAGGCUGUUCUCGAACCCCUUACCUCAGUCUCCCAAAGUGCUGGGAUUCCAGGCGUAAACCACCGUGCCCUGGCAGCUCUUAGGUGUACUUUUCUUUUUUUUUUUUUUUUUUUUUUUUUUUGAGACGGAGUCUCACUCUGUCGCCCAGCUGGCUAAAGUUAAGCACUAAGGUGCCAGCAGCACCCCACAGGGCUCUCAACUGCCUCAGUCCCCGCCCUCCCUCCCGUCUCACUCAACUGGGCCCUCCGAGAGCGCUAGCUGAUUGGUGGAGUCUCUGGUCGACAUUCACCACCCACUCAACCGCAGAGCUCGUAAACUGAGAGGGGCGGAAGUAGGCGGGGCGAGAGCUGUGCGCCUAUUGGCUACAGACCACGCCGCAGAGUGAGUGGGGCGGAGCUGCGCGUGCGCAGGGCCUGGCGGCCGUUGAAAAAUGGCGACUGUGGCGGAGUUGAAGGCUGUUUUAAAGGACACCUUGGAAAAAAAGGGAGUAUUAGGGCAUUUAAAAGCAAGGAUCCGAGCUGAAGUUUUCAAUGCCCUAGAUGAUGACCGUGAACCCCGACCAUCAUUGUCUCAUGAAAACCUUCUAAUUAAUGAAUUAAUUCGAGAGUAUUUAGAAUUCAACAAAUAUAAGUAUACAGCAUCUGUCCUCAUAGCAGAAUCUGGUCAACCUGUAGUUCCAUUGGACAGACAGUUUCUCAUCCAUGAACUAAAUGCAUUUGAAGAAUCAAAGGAUAAUACAAUAUGACCACCUAAGAAAGGAGAAGCAGAAAAGUACUAACAUUGAAGAUCUUCAUGUUUCUCAGGCAGUCAACAGAUAAUGCUUUGUUUGGGGUAUCUUUUGUCUUAAAAUUGUAUUAUUAAUUAAAUAACUUAUUUAUUGUCCCAAUGUUACCAAAAUGCACCACUAACAUUUGUAGAAAUUUGAGUUUCUACAAAACACCCCUCAUGUUUAACUACAUUUGUGAAUAAAAGCUAACUCUGUCAUCUAGCUUAUUGGAUUUGACUUGAAAAAAAAAAGUAUUGUUUUUACAAAGUAUUUUUUGUUUUUUUGAGACGGAGUCUCGCCCUGUCACCCAGACUGGAGUGCAGUGGCACGUUCUCCGCUCACUGCAAUCUCCGCCUCCCGGAUUCAAGUGAUUCUCCUGCCUCAGCCUCCCAAGUAGCUGGGAAAACAGGCCUGUGCCACCACACCGGACUAGUUUUUGUAUUUUUAGUAGAGAUGGGGGGGUCUCACCAUGCUGGCCAGGCUGGUCUUGAACUCCUGACCUCAGGUGACCUGUGUGCCUCAGCCUCCCAAAGUGCUGGGAUUACAGGUGUGAGCCACUGAGCCCAGCCAUUUAGGAAGUAUUAUAAAGGCCCUUAAAGUUUGUAAGGAAAUGAAAGGGCUUUGUAUUACCUUUUCAAUAGGCAACAAUGUACUUUUUCUUUCCUUAGACUUUGGCUUACUGGAAGAUUUAAUUAAAAGGUAGAGGAGAAGUAAAUUUGCUGUAAUAAUUUUGCUGUAAAUAAAACAAAGAGUUUAUUUUAUUAGAUAAAGAAUGUGAAGUAAGUAUGAAGAGACAGGCUUUGGGAGAAAUACCAGAAAGUGAUUUUUCAAAGAUGGCAUUGUUUAAUCUCCGUGUGGCCUUCGGUUGUGCAAUCACAGAUGAGCCAGAAGAGGGCCAGCCCCCUACUUGUUUGGGCUCCGAAACUCUUAUCAAACAUCAAUUUUUAUUCUUGGGAUAGAAAAAUAGUAUGUGCUAUCUCUAAUACGCUACUUCGAUAUUUAUUAAAGAAGUAUUUUUAAUAUAGUGUCCACAGGCUCAUUUCAUUGAAAACAACUGACUAUGAUGAUAGACAGCUCCUGAUUGGCAAAAGUUUGAUGGGUAUAUUCAGAAUUAAAUUUUGCCUGCGCACCUAAACACUGACAACAUUUAGCUUAAAGGUUUUCCAUGGAGAAGAGUGGUAAGAGCUGUAGUUAGCAAAAUUGGCAUCCUCUUUAGGGUGUCAAUUCUGUGCUGCUUUGCAAAUUGUUGAAACUUUUGAUUUUCUAUUUGGCGAUGCUAGUCAGUGUUCACUUCUUAAAGAUUAGCCAAGAAUUUUUAUCUAAAUGCAGAAACUUAUUAAUGAAAUCCAUUUAAACUAUAGUUACACAACAUUUCGGGAGGCCCUGCUGGUAAAAUUAUAUAUGGAUGCAGAAGUAUUGCAAGAGUCCAUUUUCCAUUUUUAAAUCUGUAAUAUCUGAUUGCAAUGAUGAAUUCCGUUGUAUUGUAUGUGUGAAUAUAAAUAUCUGAAUUCUCCCGGGGGACUUGGUUUUCGUCCAAGGAUGUUGGCAGUGGACACUUAGUUUACCUCAGGAAUUGCAAUCACGUAAGACUAUAUUCGGAAAAAAUGCCGGAGUAUAUAAUUUUGGAUACUGAUAUAAAAUCAUCAAGAUGGAAGUUAAACAGAAUUGUCACAUGUAGUCCAUAGCGCUUUUAUAUGCAUUAUUCUGUAAUUUGUACUGAGGCAACUUUUUAUACUUUCAAUAUAUCAUUUAAUAAAAAAAAUAAGCAAGUCA
Messenger RNA from Gorilla gorilla gorilla (western lowland gorilla), 3260 nucleotides. RefSeq names its product centrosomal protein 20 (gene CEP20). Gene Ontology annotation, biological process: microtubule anchoring; cilium assembly. Gene Ontology annotation, cellular component: centrosome; ciliary basal body; motile cilium. The record is from RefSeq and is a predicted model, not a curated record. Bases 1152 to 1466 code for a protein of 104 amino acids. Gene Ontology annotation, molecular function: protein binding. The transcript is spliced from 4 exons. NCBI's taxonomy places the organism in Eukaryota, Metazoa, Chordata, Mammalia, Primates, Hominidae.